Molecule: messenger RNA, 1062 nt
Organism: Nerophis lumbriciformis (worm pipefish)
Lineage: Eukaryota; Metazoa; Chordata; Actinopteri; Syngnathiformes; Syngnathidae
Source: RefSeq, a predicted model, not a curated record
AUGGAGGCGCCUGAAAGGGACGAUACUCCAGCUCUACCUUUGGCGAUGGACGAAGGAGGCAAGGACGUUUCAGAGAUAAGAGCCUCUGAAGAAGCCAUCAUGUUCAUAAACGGCAUUGACCCCAUUGAGCUGCCAAAAUGUGUGUUUGAGGACUCUCUAGUGACCAUUUCUGAAGGUGGACGAGACUUGGGAAGUUUCUAUGUGUCUGUAGAGUUUGCCCGCAGAGCCUGUAGGCCAUGUAUGUUGCUACAUGCACAAAGCCAGGGGGCCAUUGACAACUCCCCAUGUGGGACAACUGUGACGGCCUAUCUUACGGCUGACCUUGAGGUGCUGGAGGAAGAACAUCACGAGUAUGUCAAGCUGAGCGAUCACAUUUUGGACAAGAGGUGUCAUAUGGUGCAACAUGAUGGAGAGAUGAAGAUUAAUAAAGUUACCACUGUUGGGAACGAGGUGACAACGGAAAGUGUUUCCUAUUCCAUGUCUGCUCUCAGAGGACUUGUAACUGAGGGUUCCAACUUCUUGCUCAUGCGUAUUAUUGCACUAAGGAAGAAAAUACCUGAGCAUAUGACUCUCAUCUCCUUUGAUCAGAAAUUACAAAUCGCCCGCACUACCUUUCGAGGGCUAGAAGAGAAGCUGAUGGAGAUUGAUGGCGAGACUGUGGAGGUAUUCGGGGUGGAGAGAACUGUUCAUUGGCUGGAUGAAGACCCGACUACAUGGCAAUGCUACUUUUUGUCUGAUGGGCAUCUUGCUAGCAGACUGCAGGUGGGAUCUCCAAUUACUAUGAGGUUGUUGCAGCUGCCAUCACAAAAGGAAGAAGCAUAUGAAAAAAUCCCCCUGGUUUGGGAAGAAGAUAUACAGAUGCGUUCAAAGUUCUUGGACAGAAAGGAGGAGCUGAAGGCUGAUCACGCUUCAUAUUUGAAAGCCAACCCAGAGAUCCGUGCGCUCAUAUCCGACUUCCUGCAAUUCUUGCUACUCAAGAAACCAGAUGAUGUCUUCCAGUUUGCCAGAGAAUACUUCUUUCCCUUCACUUCGGACACAAAUUUAGACACCUCACCACACUGA